Molecule: messenger RNA, 2274 nt
Organism: Chaetura pelagica (chimney swift)
Lineage: Eukaryota; Metazoa; Chordata; Aves; Apodiformes; Apodidae
Gene: LNX2
Product: ligand of numb-protein X 2
Molecular function (GO): ubiquitin-protein transferase activity; protein binding
Source: RefSeq, a predicted model, not a curated record
AUGGGGACUACUGGAGACGACAUGGCUUCUGUGGAGCAGAAUGCCUCCUUGAACCCUCUGUGCUUUGAGUGUGGCCAGCAGCACUGGACAAGGGAGAACCACCUCUACAACUACCAGAAUGAAGUGGACGAUGACCUGGUCUGCCACAUUUGCCUUCAGCCCUUGUUGCAGCCAUUGGACACUCCUUGUGGACACACUUUCUGCUACAAGUGCCUAAGUUUUUUUCUGCAUUUUAAACUCUGCAAAAAAUCCAGCAUUCUUGUUCAUAAACUGUUAGACAAGCUAUUUGUUUUGUGCCCCUUCUCUUCUGUGUGUCAGGAAGUCAUGCAGCGAUGUGACCUGGCAGCACAUCUCAAAAACAGGUGUCCCGGCGCUUCUCACCGGAGGGUAGCUCUGGAGAGAAGGAAAACGAGCAGGCUGCAAGCAGAAGUGGAGGGGGAGAGUGGUCCUGGUGGGACGGAGCAGCCUGGCCGUGUGUCUCCAGAUGCAGAUCAGGGAGUAGUGCCAGCCGAGCAGAACUUCUCCUCACCUUCGCUUCCCUCGUGGACAGAUGAGCCCAGCAUCGACAAUCCACCUUUUGAAGAGAACACAGUAGCAGACACAAAUCAACAGCCACCUACCUUGCCUGAAGGAGAGAUCACUACUAUUGAAAUUCAUCGAUCCAAUCCGUAUAUCGAAUUAGGAAUUAGCAUAGUGGGUGGCAAUGAAACACCUUUGAUCAACAUUGUCAUUCAAGAGGUUUAUCGAGAUGGGAUCAUUGCCAGAGAUGGAAGACUUCUUGCUGGAGACCAGAUACUUCAAGUAUGGAGCCUAAUUAUGUAUUCUGUCUGCUUGCUUUCCAUUCACUCCCUGCAGAACUGCCUGUCACAGCCUUGUCAUGAUCUAAGGAAGACAAGUGUAAGAGACCAGGAGAACAAAAAUCGCGCGCACGGCGCGGCGGACGGCGCGGGCUCCCCGCGGGAGGACAGCUUCCAGGUCACCCUGCACAAGCGUGACUCCAGCGAGCAGCUGGGCAUCAAGCUGGUCCGUAGAACAGAUGAGCCGGGAGUUUUUAUCCUCGACCUGUUGGAAGGGGGGUUGGCUGCUCAAGAUGGCAGGCUCUGCAGCAACGACCGCGUCCUGGCCAUCAAUGGACAUGACUUGAAGCACGGAACACCUGAGCUUGCGGCUCAGGUUAUACAGGCUAGUGGGGAGAGAGUGAAUUUGAUUGUCUCUAGAGCUCUGAAGUCACAGACCGUCAGUAUUAUCCGAGACACGGGGACUCACAGUAGCAGCCCUCACCAACACCAGUCCCAGCAGCUGUUUCACAGCCGACCCAACUCACAUAAGGAUCUCUCCCAGUGUGUUACAUGCCAAGAAAAGCACAUUACGGUGAAAAAAGAGCCCCUUGAAUCUCUGGGAAUGACAGUGGCAGGAGGCAGAGGCAGCAAAAGUGGCGAGUUGCCCAUCUUUGUUACCAGCGUGCAGCCGCACGGGUGUUUGGCAAGAGACGGCAGGAUUAAACGAGGUGACGUGCUGCUGAACAUCAAUGGCAUUGACUUGACUAACCUAAGUCACAGCGAGGCAGUGGCCAUGCUGAAAGCAAGUGCUGUCUCUUCGGUGGUCGCCCUGAAAGCCCUGGAAGUCCAGAUUGUAGAAGAACAGCCCCAGGCUAAUGAAGAGCAAUUGAGUACCAUCAGUGAAAAUGAGUAUGAUGCCAGCUGGUCACCAUCAUGGGUCAUGUGGCUAGGACUUCCAAGCUGCCUACAUAGCUGCCACGACGUUGUGCUACGGCGGAGCAAUUUAGGGAGCUGGGGUUUCAGCAUUGUUGGUGGCUAUGAGGAGAACCACACCAACCAGCCUUUCUUCAUUAAAACAAUUGUUCUUGGAACUCCUGCAUACUUUGAUGGAAGAUUAAAGUGUGGUGAUAUGAUUGUUGCUGUAAAUGGACUAUCUACAGUUGGAAUGAGCCAUUCUGCACUGGUUCCCAUGCUGAAGGAGCAGAGGAACAAAGUGACUUUAACGGUGAUUUGCUGGCCUGGAAGCCUCAUAUAGAUUUGUGAAUCACUUCAGUUGAAGCAGCUUCUUUUUCUAGAUAGCUGGCAAAAAAAGUCUCCUCUUAUUUUCCCUAUUGAUACAGCUGGUUAUAAGCAGGGCCAAAACUGCUGUAUUUUCUUUUUUUUUUUCUUUUUGAUGAGCCUCUCAGAAGUCACUCUGUAUGUCUUUCCAUCCUGAAAUAGCCAUUUCUGUUUGCUGUAUCCGUUGCUGACGCAAGUGCAAAUAUACAUGAACUCA